Messenger RNA from Gossypium arboreum, 2399 nucleotides. RefSeq names its product phosphatidylinositol/phosphatidylcholine transfer protein SFH12-like. Lineage: Eukaryota; Viridiplantae; Streptophyta; Magnoliopsida; Malvales; Malvaceae. The transcript is spliced from 15 exons. The coding region runs from base 304 to 2058 and encodes 584 amino acids. The record is from RefSeq and is a predicted model, not a curated record.
AGAAAGAAAACUGACCCAUUUCUUCUUUUCCUACAAACAUUAACAUAAAAAUACAUUAAAAAAAAUAUCGGGUUUUGAUUGGUAAUAUCUUGUCUACCUCAUUGUCUGUCUCUCCGCCAUUUUCGAAGGACUCUAAAAAUACCUAUAGAAAGAAAGAAAAUUAGCUCUCUUUCUCUUACAUCCCUCCAAUCCUCCUUCCCAGUUUGCAGAGGCAUUCGGAGGAACCAUAAAUAUAUAUACGUGUGCUUGAUUCGCCGGCCUUUUACUGUUUUCUCACCUAUAAGGAAUCCAUAGCCCCUCAUCAUGGCUGACGUUAACCCAGAAAUGGAUGCUUCGGAGGAAGAAAAAAACAGAAGGGGUUCAUUCAAGAAAACAGCCUCCAAUAGAUUCAGGAAUUCAAGGAAAAGGAGGAGCAGUAAAGUAAUAUCUGUUGAAAUCGACGAUGAGCGUGACACGGAGGAGAUGCAGUCCGUCGAGACCCUGCGUCAGGCGCUUAUAGCCGAGGAUAUGCUGCCUGAAAAACACGAUGAUUAUCACACGUUGCUCAGAUUCUUGAAGGCUAGAAGAUUUGACAUUGAGAAAACGAAGCAAAUGUGGGGUGAUAUGCUCAAAUGGAGGAAGGAAUUUGGUACCGACACGAUUUUAGAGGACUUUGAAUUCAAGGAGAGAGAAGAGGUUUUGAAAUAUUAUCCCCAAGGGUACCAUGGAGUAGAUAAGGAUGGACGACCGGUGUAUAUAGAGAGAAUAGGCCUAGUAGAUGCUACCAAGCUCAUGCAAGUCACCACCAUGGAUCGCUAUCUCAAAUACCAUGUAGGGGAGUUUGAGAAGACCUUCAAAAUUAAGUUUCCAUCUUGCUCUAUUGCUGCCAAGAAGCACAUUGACCAAAGCACAACCCUCUUGGACGUGCAAGGAGUGGGUCUUAAGAGCUUCACCAAAGCUGCUAGAGAACUCAUCACUCUUCUUCAGAAGGUUGAUGGUGACAAUUAUCCAGAGACUUUGAACCGAAUGUUCAUCCUCAAUGCUGGUUCUGGAUUUAGAAUGUUGUGGAAUACUGUUAAGUCCUUCCUUGAUCCUAAGACCACAGCCAAGAUCAAUGUUCUUGGUAACAAAUUUCAGAGCAAGUUGCUUGAAAUAAUUGAUGCCGACCAAUUGCCAGAUUUCUUGGGAGGUACUUGCACUUGUGCUGAACAUGGAGGCUGCAUGCUUUCUGAUAAGGGCCCAUGGAAGGACCCGGAGAUUUUGAAGAUGGUUCAAAGUGGCCAAUACAAAUCUGGAAACAAAUCUCAGGCUCAAAGCACUGAAGAGAAAACGACGACCGAGGAAGAGACUCCAGCCCCAAAGGCUAGUGACUCCGUGGAUGCUGAGCCUGUUCCAGAGGCAGCAAAGAAACAACCAGAACUUCCUCCUGUUAAAGAAGAGGUCGAAAUUAUCACACCUAAGAUAGUUACCCCGGUGGUUCUUGACAAACCUGUGGUUAUAGCUACGCCGGACGAAAAUGCUGUAGUUGUUCCGAAAGGUACAGAGCUGGCUAUUGUUCCAAAGGUAGAUGCUAAUAGGCAAGAAGUUUUAAGGGUUCCUGACGGACUUAGCUCUCAUCUUUUCACCGGUGUCAUGACCUUUGUUAUGGGCAUCGGCGCAAUGAUGAAAGUGACACGCAACAUGCCCAGGAAACCGACUGAUCCUGCCAGCUACGUGAGUCAAGUUGAGAGUGUUGGCACAGUGGCUAAGAGCCAGGACCCUUCAUCCCAGUUAACCCAACCAGGAGGCCUCUCCACUGCCGAGUUGAUGUCUGUCAUGAAACGUAUGGCGGAGUUGGAAGAGAGAUUAAGUGUUAUCAACCAGAAACCUACAACAAUGCCCCCUGAGAAGGAGGAAUUGUUGAAUACUGCACUGACACGAGCCGAUGCCUUGGAGCAAGAGCUUAUGGCUACCAAGAAGGCUCUAGAAGACUCAUUUGCUCAACAACAGGAGCUGGCGGCGUACAUAGACAAAAAGAAGAAAAAGAAGAAGAAGACCUUGAAAUUGAUUUGCUGGUAUCCCAGUUCUGGUAAACAAUGAAAAAGCUGGAUGGUGACGAAGAUGCUCGGGAAACCGGUGGCGGGGGCAAAAUCGUUUUUAUAGGGCCGCCCCCAAAAAUGCAACUCUAGUCUUCAUUCCAUUCAUAUGAUGAAAAUGUAAAUUUUAGACCAUAUUUACUUUUAUUUGAUUCGGUCUGUAUCGGUCAAUGUACAUAUAAGCUGUUGGCAGCCACAUUUCGAUUAUGUAUGUAUGUAUGUAUGUAUUUUUUAUUUAUUCUUUAUAUCCCCUGUUUAAAUCCAGGGAUUGCAAAAGGAAGAAAGUAAAAGUCCCCUGGAUAAAUGCAGGUGAUAUAUAUAAUGAGCUGUAAUCUUCAUUCUUAA